Lucilia sericata (common green bottle fly) is the source of this 1292-nucleotide messenger RNA. RefSeq names its product probable 39S ribosomal protein L45, mitochondrial (gene mRpL45). The coding region runs from base 133 to 1194 and encodes 353 amino acids. The record is from RefSeq and is a predicted model, not a curated record. Gene Ontology annotation, cellular component: mitochondrion. Lineage: Eukaryota; Metazoa; Arthropoda; Insecta; Diptera; Calliphoridae. The transcript is spliced from 2 exons.
GCCGCCGUUAAUAUUUGUCGGCGCAGGGCUCUGGCAGCAGCUGAGGAAGAAUUGGUUGUGUAAAGUGUUUUCAGUGGCUAAAAAGAAAUUCCAAUAUUUUCCUUAAUUUAUCACUUAAAAUCUUACGUAAAUAUGGAAAUGUUAGCCUCCACCAGAAACUGCAUCAAAUUCAUGCAGUGUCUGCAGCCGGGCAUGUUGACCCCAGGUGUACAGGCUUUAGUGCAAACCCAACAAGUACGUCACCGUCAAACUAAACAUUGGGCUCCUAAAUUCAAACGUUUGCGGAAAUUGAAAUUUGUAAAAAUGGAUUUGCCCGAUUUUCAUGAGAAACCCUCUGAAUUGCCUCAGGAUGAGUUGAAAAAGAGAAUGAAAGAGCGUGGUUUUUAUCCACCUAGACCUUGGCUAGAAAGACCUUUCCAUAUCAGUUGUACUGGUGGCAUCUUUGAGCCUUAUGUUCCUCCAGAGGGAGAUGGUAAAAAAUCGUUCAUUUCUGCUGCCGGCGCUAAGCAAAAAUUUGAAUUUUUGGAAAAGAAAUCCAAAUCUAUGUUGGCUGUGCGUAAAAUACGCUCCUAUGAAGAGGAAUUCGAUACUGAUGCUUUCCCAAGCAUUGCACAAGAUGUGUAUAUUGAGGCUCACAAAUUUAUGGCCGAAAAGAAUAAACAUCAGUUGCGUGAAUUUGUAAGCGAACGUGCCUACCCCGAAAUGAUGCAUAAUGUCAAAGAUAAAACCAUUCACUGGAAAUUCCUUAAAUCUCUAGAACCACCCCGUGUUGUACAUGCUCGUGUUACCGAUAUUAUUUCCAAAGAAAAUCUCUAUGCCCAAGUCACUGUACGUUUCCACACCCAACAGAUGUUGGCGAUUUAUGAUCGUUUCGGUCGUCUCAUGCAUGGUAGUGAAAUUUUGGCAAAAGAUGUUUUAGAAUACGUUGUAUUUGAAAAACACAUUUCCAAUGAAUACGGCAAAUGGCGUUUGCAUGAUAAAAUCAUACCCGAUUGGCUGCCACCUAAACAACCAGCUCUCAUAACCUACAAACUUAUUGAAGAUGCUGCGCCUGAACAAAUCGCUGCUGGAGAAGAGACCAAACAAUUGGAGGAAGGUGAAAAGAAAUUAGAUGCUGGCUCCGAAGCGGAGCAAUUGCCUGUUGCUGCUACCACAGAGAAGGCUGCGGCGAAACCUAACGCGACGGCCAUUUGAUUGUAUUAUUUAUUGUUAGGUUGGCAUUUUAAACGUAUGCGUUUAAAUCCGAUUUAAUAAAUUUAAAUAAAUUUUUUGUUUUCUUUUUUUAAGUUAGA